GGCUUCUCCAGCCGCAGACGUUGCGGCGAGGAUCCUGAGGAUCUGCGCUUGUACGCGUCCGUCGGGAGCCGAAACUGGGCGCCGCAGUGAUGGGGCCGGGUUGAGCUGUGUGCCUCCGGACAAGCUGCGCGGCCGCGGAUGGAGGGCCUUUCGGAGCUGGGGCCCGAGGAGGUGCUGCGCUUUCUGGCGGAGCGCGGGGGCCGGGCCCGGCACGCCGAGCUAGUGCAGCACUUCAGAGGCGCCCUGGGCGGCGAGCGCGAGCAGCGCACCCGCGCCCGCGCCCAUUUCAAGGAGCUGGUCAACGCCGUGGCCACUGUGCGCACCGACCCCACCGACGGCUCCAAGUACGUGCACCUCAAGAAGCGGUUCUGCGACGGGGCCCCUCCGCCCGAGGCCGCGCCCCCGCCGGGUCUGCCCCUCGUCACGGUGACCGAGCCCGAGCCCCUCGGCCGCAGCUCUAGGUCGCCCGGCGGCGCGGCCGAGCCUGAGCGGAGCGGCUUGUGGCCCGCGGUGGCGCCUCCCGAGUCGUUCCCGGACCGGGGUUGCGAGUCGCGCGGCGGGGAGUACGCGGGGCCAGGAGGCGGGGUCCGGAGGAAGAAUUCGCGGCGCGAACUGCGGGCGCCGCCCCGGGGACAGGCCCCCGGCAACGAGGACCGGGAGCCCCCGCCCGAAGGCUGCAAGGACGCGGACGGGGGCAGCUCGCUGGGCGGGGUCGCCGCCCAGAGGGCCGCCCGCCAGAACCUCCGUGAGCUUGUGAUGGGCGGCUCCCCGCAGCUCAGGAGGAGCGGCUGUCCUGGGGGCAGCAGCCCAGGGAGCUCGUCCGCUGGGGGACGCGGCAGGGGUGGGGGCGACUCGGACAGCGCGUCCGUCGCUUCAUCGUCGGCUGAGGAGGAGAGCAGUGGCGGGGGCUCGGUGACACUGGACCCUCUGGAGCAUGCUUGGAUGCUCUCAGCCUCCGAUGGCAGGUGGGACAGCCUAGAAGGGUUGCUCACCUGUGAGCCCGGCCUGCUGGCCAAGAGGGACUUCAUCACCGGCUUCACCUGCCUACACUGGGCCGCCAAGCAUGGCAGGCAGGAGCUCCUGGUCAUGCUGGUCAACUUUGCCAACAAACACCAGCUGCCAGUGAACAUCAACGCCAGGACCAGCGGAGGCUACACGGCCUUGCACUUGGCAGCCAUGCACGGGCACGUGGAGGUGGUGAAGUUGCUGGUGGGGGCUUAUGACGCAGACGUGGACAUCAGGGACUACAGUGGGAGGAAGGCCUCUCAGUACCUGAGUCAGAGCAUUGCCGAGGAGAUCAGGAACUUGGUGGGAGCCCUGGAUGAAGAGGAGGACGGAGAGAGCACCACAGGCAGCUGGGGUGGGCGCUGGAGGCUUUCAAAGGUGCUCCCCUCGCACCUCAUCAGCUACAAACUCUCCCACGCCCUGGAGGAUGGAGGGGACCAUCACCACCACCUCCACCUGGUUGAGGGAUGGGCUGGAGGCAAAGCGAAGGAUCCAGGUCGCAAAGCUUCAGGCAGUUCUAGUGGAAGGAUAAAACCCAGACUGAACAAAAUCCGCUUCCGAACCCAGAUCAUCCACACUACACCCACUUUCCGAGACCCAGAGCAGCCCCUGGAAGAGGGGGAGGAGGAACAGGAGGAACGGUCUUUCAAAGGCCACUCAUCCUCAUUCAAAUUGAGACCCAAGUCCAAUGUAUUUGGGUAAAAAUUUUCUUUAAAAGAUUCUGAAGGUCAGGUCAAAGUUGAAAUGCAGGAAUACUAAUUAGGGAAUGGUAUCAGUAAGGAUGGUAUCCUAUUUGUAUAGAUAAGUAAUGUUCAACUAUUUAAGGCAAUUUCAGUUUUAAUCACUGACCACUAAAGAAAUAAGCAUAUACUUUUGAAUUAGUAGUGUGGGUCCCCCUUAACUAUCUCUAAUAGAACUGCACUGAGUAUUAGGGUCCACAACAACACAUUUUUGUUCAGAGAAAACAAUCUAUGGUACUUUUAAGUAAAAUACUGCCUCUGGUUCUGAUUCUCACAAACUUCUUUUGCUAUUAUUCUAAAAGUCUAAAUUUUCUGGACUUUUCAUUCUGGGGACCACAUAACCAUUGGUCUUAUUAGAUGUGGCCCUGUUUGAUGGUGCCUAGAGUUGAAAUGCUUACAGAAAGUGUUCUAGUUCACACGAUCAGCAAAAAUUGGCAUAAAUGUUAGCGAGUCUAUGCUUCUGUGAAGUAAUUAUUAAAUCAACUUAAUGAUUCUCACAUAAGGUUACACUUUUAACUUUAUUAAUAAAAUACAUUCAUAGUCUCUAUGCUGCCUAGCAAUGUUUUGUAACUGUUUAAGAUACUGAAUCCCUUCAAUUUUCCAAUGUUUCCUUGAAUCUGUUAGAGACAUACAGUGAAAUUAUUGGAAAGCUGGAUAGUAAAUCUACCCAGUUAAAAAGAGCACUUUAUAAAAGGGAAAAGAGAAGAAAUGGUACUAUUUCUAUAUCUAAGUGAUACUCACUAUUGAAUUCCUUUGCAUAUAAAUGAAAAAUACCAUUCAUUACAAUGAAAGACUUGCAUAAGCAUUCUUUAUUACAUUUCAUCCAAAUGUGGAAAGGGGAAAUGUCUUUAUAGUUACUGUAAAAUGUAGCUCACAAGCAUAUUAGAUCUGUUUGUAACAAGAUUUAAAACUUUUGUGGGAGACUAAUUUCAACGAGUUCUUGGUCUUCUUGGUCUCGUAACUGCUGAAAUGUAAGUACCUAACACCCAUAGAGACUGAGGAGGAGUUAACAGCUUAGAGUGAGUGAACCAAUAUAUGAACUGCACAGCACUGCACUGUUUAGAGAGUUCUUAGAGCUUUAAUUUCCCAAGUUGUAGAAAUUUCUAACAACUUUGUCACGCCUCUAGAUAGCAACAGAUAGUAACUGAAUUUGUUUAAAGACUAAUGAAAAAUAUUCACAUAAAAUAUAUCAACUAUUUGUGUGCCUUUACUUUUAGGAUCAUGGAAAAUGGGCCAUGUAUAUUUGAGAAGCACUUUUAUCCAUACUAGUGGGUGAAAAAAUUAAUUUUAUAUAAAUUAAAAAUAGACUCCUUGAAAGUGAAAAGCAGUCAUUUGUUCUGCAUCAUAUACAUAAUACUUGUAUGUAGUGCAGAAUAAGCUGUCAUUCACCAUUGAGGAAUCCCCACAUUUUGUGGACAUGUAAAGCUAAAGUGAAUUGUGAAGAGUAGACACCUCAACCACCUAAACUGUUGAAGUGAAUAUUAAUCCCUUAAAUAUGUAUGUUAGUAAUUAAUUGCACAAAAUCUAUGAUUUGCUAGAUCUUUAGAGAUUGAGUCAAUACUUAAGUUGCUUUUCCCACUAAAGACUUUAACUUUUCUGAUAAAAUAUACUUUAAUUUUUCAAAAGUCAUUCCUUCGGGGGUACUACUUCCAGCAUUCCUUGUUAUGAUGUGCUUGUGUGCAAUAAGUGUAACAUUUUCAGCUACUUAACUCUACAUUCCUCUUAUUUUUCAGUUUUCAAAUGGAGAUUAUAAAAAGCAAAUGAUUUGUGUAAUUUGAUAUUUGUGGAGUGGUGCCCAACGUUAGAGGAAAUGUGUAUGUCAGUUACUUAGGUAUUUAUUGAUAUAUAACUGUGUGGUUGAUAGUAAAUCCAUCAUGUCCAUGUGUUUCUUUCUUAGAGGUACACUUAAAACUAGUGAAUGUCCCAAAUCUCUUCACUUUUACCAUAUAUAAAAUGCAGCUAGCUUAUAUAACUUGAAAAUCUGGUACUAUUUUAUUCACGCCUGAAAUCUUGUUGGAAUCCAGGAUGCCUUGUCUCAUUUUUUAAAUAAGUGAAACUUUGUAAGUCUAGGAUGUAAAAUUUGUAUUUUGCUUUGUCAAAAUAAAAAGUUCACACUAGA
Messenger RNA from Manis pentadactyla (Chinese pangolin), 3864 nucleotides. It is a transcript of the gene SOWAHC, whose product is annotated as sosondowah ankyrin repeat domain family member C. Gene Ontology annotation, molecular function: protein binding. Bases 139 to 1707 code for a protein of 522 amino acids. The transcript has a single exon. The record is from RefSeq and is a predicted model, not a curated record. NCBI's taxonomy places the organism in Eukaryota, Metazoa, Chordata, Mammalia, Pholidota, Manidae.